ACAGUUCGAAGUUUUUAGAAGUUUGGGAAAAAGAAGUCUGCGCCUGACUGUAAAGAAAACUCAAAAAUUCGUGUUUGGAUUUUGGCGCAGACCUUAUCUUCAAUUAUUCUUUCAAGAUGGGAAAGGGCGGGGGCUGCGUCCCAAGCAAGAAGAAGGUCCCGUCCGGAGUACUCGACGCCGCCGACGACCCCACGCGCGGCUCACGCGACGCGCCUAUUCCCGCCGAUUCCGCCGCCAAUUCCAAUGUCGUUCCCGAUUCCGGCCAAAACGACGCCAUUUCGGAGGCGUCGCAUCCGGCGGCGGCGGCGGCGAAAUUGAGGAUAUUUAUCGUGUUCUACUCGAUGUACGGACACGUGGAGGAGCUGGCGAGGAGGAUCAAGAAGGGGGUGGACGGCGUGGAGGGAGUGGAGGGGGUGCUGUACAGGGUGCCGGAGACGCUGACGGCGGAGGUGCUGGAGGCGAUGAAGGCGCCGUCCAAGGACGACGGAAUUCCGGAGAUUUCGGCGGCGGAGUUGGCGGCGGCGGAUGGGGUGCUGUUCGGGUUUCCGACGAGGUACGGGUGCAUGGCGGCGCAGAUGAAGGCGUUUUUCGACUCGACCGGAGGGUUGUGGAAGGAGCAGAGCCUCGCCGGAAAGCCGGCCGGCUUUUUUGUUAGUACUGGGACUCAAGGAGGUGGCCAAGAAACCACAGCUUGGACAGCUAUCACCCAGUUAGCACACCAUGGAAUGCUAUUUGUUCCCAUUGGGUAUACUUUUGGAGCUGGCAUGUUCAAGAUGGACUCAGUACGAGGCGGUUCUCCAUAUGGUGCUGGUGUUUUUGCUGGCGAUGGCUCAAGACGGCCAAGUGAAACAGAGUUGGGGCUUGCAGAGCAUCAAGGGAAGUAUAUGGCAGCAGUAGUCAAGAAGCUUGCCUAAGCUUGAUAAUGAAUUCCUGAUUUUAGCAUCUUUGUGUGCCAUCAUUUUACUUGUGUUUUUUCAUUUUUUUUUUUCAUUCCAAAUAUAUCCCUCAUGUGAUUGGUCUUGGCACUUUCUCAUUCUUCUCAUUGCUGGAAGAUGUUACAGUUCUUUACAGUGUUGGUUCUUUCUCACAUCUUUACUUCGUUAUCUGUUCAAAAAGCUGUAAAUGGUUAAAAGUGGUUCUGCUUGAUUAUGGCAAAAAUAAUUUGGGAAUCUGUGGGUUGUGUGUAUACUUGAUUUCUUAAACGUGUAAUUCAUACCAUUUAAAACUCGAUAUAUGAGAAAAUUCCCUGUCUUUCCAGUUUUGC
Messenger RNA from Rosa chinensis, 1264 nucleotides. RefSeq names its product probable NAD(P)H dehydrogenase (quinone) FQR1-like 2. The record is from RefSeq and is a predicted model, not a curated record. The transcript has 2 exons. Lineage: Eukaryota; Viridiplantae; Streptophyta; Magnoliopsida; Rosales; Rosaceae. Bases 117 to 914 code for a protein of 265 amino acids. Gene Ontology annotation, molecular function: FMN binding; NAD(P)H dehydrogenase (quinone) activity.